Panicum virgatum (switchgrass) is the source of this 1370-nucleotide messenger RNA. Its product is annotated as protein KTI12 homolog. The record is from RefSeq and is a predicted model, not a curated record. Bases 207 to 1157 code for a protein of 316 amino acids. The transcript has 10 exons. NCBI's taxonomy places the organism in Eukaryota, Viridiplantae, Streptophyta, Magnoliopsida, Poales, Poaceae.
CCCAGCCGACCUAGCCCCUCAGUCCCUCACGGCCACGCCCAGCACUAUCGCACUCGACGAACGCACGCAGGCGCCGCCCGACCAGGCACCCGCACGAGCUUGAUCGCCGGCGACGAGCCGCCGCCCGCCGGAAAGGAGGAGCUCCGGCUGCAAUAUUCGAAAAGCGAGGUCCAGAUAAGCGGAAACAAACAGGGCCUAUAUCUUCCAUGGCACUUGUCGUGAUGUGUGGGCAGCCAUGCAGCGGCAAAUCAGCAGCUGCUGCUUGCCUUGCUGCUGCACUGCGCACCUCCUCAACAGACCUUAUUGUCCGUAUCAUUGAUGAGUCAUCACUCCAUCUCGGGCGCAAUGAUAGCUACAAAGAUAUGGUUGUGGAAAAAAACUUGAGAGGAGUUCUUAGAUCAGAAGUUGACAGAUCGGUGUCACGAGACAGCAUAAUUAUUGUCGACUCUUUGAACAAUAUUAAGGGGUACCGAUAUGAGCUGUGGUGUCUUGCACGUGCAUCUGGAGUAAGAUAUUGCGUGCUUUUUUGUGAUACAGAAGUGGACCAUUGUAGGGAAUGGAACGACAACCGCCAGGAGAAAGGAGAACCAGCAUACGGUAGUAAUAUAUUUGAAGAUCUUGUGAGGAGGUUUGAGAAUCCAGAUAGGCGUAAUCGUUGGGAUUCCCCUCUUUUUGAAUUGUUUCCAUCCAGAGAUGAAAUAGUGGAAUCAGCUCCUGUCAUUGCCGAGGCUGUGUCGUAUUUGACAAAAAAGGUGGAUUCAAAAACAAGAGAUGUAAAAGUUCUCCAACCUACAAUUGCCACUCAGACUAUCUUGGCAAUUACCCGAGGAUUUUCCUAUGGCUUGAUAUUUCAGGUGAGAACAACAGAGGCUAAUUCCCUUUAUGAGAUGGACAAAGCAACACAGGAAGUGGUGAAUGCAAUUGUUGAAGCACAAUCCUGUGGUCUUGGGCUUGCCAUGAACAAGAUUUCUAUUGGACCUAACUUGCCAAAUAUCAAUCUUCAAAGAUCUGUUGGCCUGCCUGAGCUCCGAAGCCUGCGACGAACUUUCAUUAAGCUGGCAGGGCAGUACAGCCUGAGUGGCCCACCACCACCGACUGAUGCCGAUAGUGCAAAGAGGAUGUUUGUUGACUACUUAAACCGUGAAGUUGGUGCUUGAUGGGUUUUCCUCUCUGAUGUAUAAAUAAUUUGGGGGCUAACAUAUACUUUUAGUGGCGUUGAAAAGACUGCAUGCCCUGAUUGUAUCUUCGGUAUAAUAGGAUUUCAUAAAUGCUGACAUCAUACAGGAAUUCUUGUACCUUUGUAACAUACAAAAUUCUAGGGAAACUGAACUUUGAAAAUCCACUUGUUUCAAUUCGUAUUAUUCUUACUA